This is a messenger RNA of Onychostoma macrolepis, 1410 nucleotides long. RefSeq names its product cyclin D3 (gene ccnd3). Gene Ontology annotation, cellular component: cyclin-dependent protein kinase holoenzyme complex; cytoplasm; nucleus. The coding region runs from base 219 to 1049 and encodes 276 amino acids. Gene Ontology annotation, biological process: positive regulation of G1/S transition of mitotic cell cycle; mitotic cell cycle phase transition; regulation of cyclin-dependent protein serine/threonine kinase activity. Gene Ontology annotation, molecular function: cyclin-dependent protein serine/threonine kinase regulator activity. The record is from RefSeq and is a predicted model, not a curated record. The transcript has 5 exons. Lineage: Eukaryota; Metazoa; Chordata; Actinopteri; Cypriniformes; Cyprinidae.
AACAAUCGUUGCCGUUCCCGAGAGCGCGGGCACGCCGCGCGCCGCAGCUCGCUCACGAACCUUCUUUUAACUGAGUAAAAAACCAUGUGUUUUCAUAUAUGAAUUUGACUAAAUGUAUUGUAUAUAUAUAUUUCGAGCUGUUAGGGGUUGUGUGAACAUAAACCCCGCGUCUCGCUCGUGACUGACGGUAAGUUUGACCGCUUUGAUCAGUCCGUCAGAUGGAGUUGAUCUGUCACGAGCUGGUCGAACCGGACUCGAGCUUCAGACCGGUUCGCGCGUUCAGAGACGCGGUUCUGAUCCGAGACUCGCGCGUCUGUCAGAACCUGCUGAGCUCGGAGAGACCGAGCAUCAAACCCGGUACCGAACCGACCGACGAGCAGCGCUACGUGCGCCCAAUCUUAACGGGAUGGAUGCUGCAGGUGUGUGAGGAUCAGAAGUGUGAGGAGGAGGUGUUUCCUCUGGCCGUUCAUUACCUGGACAGGUACAUGUCCCAGAAUGCCGUGCGCAGGUGUCGUCUGCAGCUGCUGGGGUGCGUCUGCAUGUUCCUGGCCUCCAAACUGCGGGAAUCGGUUCCUCUGAGCGCCGCCAAGCUGUGCGUCUACACCGACCACGCCGUCACCCUCCCAGAGAUCCUGCAGUGGGAGGUGCUGCUGGUGUCGCGUCUGGACUGGGAUCUGGCCGCGGUUCUGCCGUCUGAUUUCUUGGAGCCGCUGCUGCAGACGCUGCCGCUGAGCGCCGAGGACACGGCUUCGGUCCGGAGACACAUGCUCUCCUACAUCGCUCUGAGCUCCACAGAGCUGAAGUUCUCGGUCUUCCCUCCGUCUGCGGUGGCCUGCUCGUGUUUAACGGCGGCCGUGAUCAGACUGGACGUCCUAAAGAAUGAAUUCGGCCCCGACGGCCUGCUGCAGCUGCUGAGGGACGUCCUAAACGCAGACAUGGUGUCCCUGCGCUCCUGCUUCUCGUCGCUGGAGGAGACCAUCGAUCAGGUGCUGCCGUCUCCACCCGAGCUCCUCCGCUCACCUGUGCAGGUGCAGGACCUGACGCUCUGACAGGUGGAUGCAUCCAACCCUCUCAGAUCCAUCAGAUACGCUCAAACCAAUGGAUUCUCGUGUUUGUUUUCUCUUAUUGUUGACGGUUCCGGUGCGUUAGCGUUUGUUGACGAUGUUCGCAUUAGUUUUAAUGUCGCAGAUGUUCUGCACCCAAGCAAAUAUUUGCAUUGUCGGGAAACCUUCGCCCUGUCAAACACACACGCUGCAUGAUUACACACGUCAUUAAUUUCGUGCAGUCUUCUUGGACUUGAAUACAUGCUAUUGAUAAACUCUUUUUCAAUUUUAAAGAUAAAUGUGAAAAUAAACAGCAUAUAUGUGGACGGUGAAUGGUUUAAGCGUGGUGGUUUAAGCUGAAGUGCCA